This is a messenger RNA of Dictyostelium purpureum, 2241 nucleotides long. RefSeq lists its product as uncharacterized. The transcript is spliced from 2 exons. The coding region runs from base 1 to 2241 and encodes 746 amino acids. Lineage: Eukaryota; Evosea; Eumycetozoa; Dictyosteliales; Dictyosteliaceae. Gene Ontology annotation, molecular function: long-chain-alcohol oxidase activity; flavin adenine dinucleotide binding. The record is from RefSeq and is a predicted model, not a curated record.
AUGAUAUCAACAGAAUCAUCUGGAGCAGAUACUUCACAGCAGAAGCACUGUGAAGAUGAAUCUUCAGUGAGAAAUAAUAAUGUUAAUAAUCAAAACAGUAUACCAGCUAAAAAGAACGAUCAUCUACAUCAAGGUUCCAAUGGCAUGUUUACAAUGAACGAAUACAAAACCUUAGCAAUUAUUUGCGAUACAAUAUUUUCAGAUGACUCACAAGAAUUCGAACAGAGCGUUCAGGGUGAAACUGACAACCCAAAGCAUUUAAAUUCACUUAAAGAUUAUUUUAAAAGAAAAUCAUCUGAUUUAGAUUUAGCGGGUGAAUUUUUAAAAUUACUUUCAAAGACAAGAUCAUCAACACAAAUUAGUGAUUUCAAGACUUUAUUAUACUUAUUUUCAGCAAAAGGUGCGGGUUUUAUAUUGACAGGUUCACUAAAUAAUUUUACAGGUUUAAACUUAAAGACUAGACAAUCUAUAUUAUCAAUGAUGAAAACCUCAAACAAUCCAAUUCGAAGACAAGCCUAUAAAGCAAUUGUGCCAUUGGCUAUUAGUUUGUUUUAUACAAUAAUUCCACCAAGCAAUGAUGGCAAUCCAAAUUGGGAUGCAGUGAACUAUAUUGGACCAACCUCUGCAGAGCAAAUACCAGGCGAAGAAAAGUUAUCAUUUAUAAAAAUUACAAGCGAAACUUCAUUGAAAGCUGAUGUCGUUGUAAUUGGUAGUGGUGCCGGUGGUGGUGUAACAGCUGCUCUUUUAUCUCAAGCUGGUUAUAAGGUUAUCGUUAUGGAGAAGGGUAGUUAUGUAUCAUCAAACAAUAUGACGUGGAAAGAAGGUGAAGCUUUCCCAUUAAUGUACGAACAAGCAGGAACUCUUACUUCAGAUGAUCUUAGUGUCAAUAUUUUAGCUGGCAGCUGCUUGGGUGGUGGAACAACUGUUAAUUGGACCGCCUCAAUUAGAACACCCGAGCCAAUUUUAGAAGAGUGGAGGAAACAAUGCCCAAAUACAUUUAGCUCUGCUAAAUUUAAUCAAGCAAUGGAUAGUGUAUCUGAAAGACUAUCAGUCACUACAAACUAUAGCACCGGUCAUCACAACAAAAACAAUUUAAUUUUAGAACAGGCACUUCUUGAUUUACAAGAUGAGCCUGCACCAAUCCCAAGAAAUGUUAAAAAUUGUGACACUACACAAUGUGGAAGUUGCUCAAUGGGUUGUCGUUCAAAGUCUAAACAAUCAUCGAUGGUAACCUAUUUAGAAGAUUGUUGCUCUAAUGGUGGUCAAAUUAUUACAAACUGUCAAGCCGAACAAAUUACCUAUACUGAUUCUCCACAAGGUCAAACUGUUCAUGGUGUUAUAGGUUUUGUUACUACACCUGAUGGUGUAAAGUUUAGAGUAUUCAUCAAAACCCAUAUUGUCGUCUGUGCAGCAGGCGCUAUUCACACACCAGCAUUGCUUUUAAAGAGUUCUAUAAAAAAUUCAAAUAUUGGUAAUAAUUUAUACCUUCACCCAGCUAUACCAGUCAUUGCAGGACAUGAUGAAAUCAUCGAUCUUUAUAAAGGCCCUCCAAUGACAAUUAUAGGUAGAAAAUUUCAAAAAAUAAAUCCAACCAACAAUAAACUUGGUGGAGCAAUAAUAGAGUGUCCAAAUGCACAUUUAGGUGUAGCAUCGUCAGUAUGUUCAUUCUUUUGGGAUAAAUCAUUUUCAUUUAAGAAGGAGUUGCUAGAUAUCAAUAAAUUCAGUUCAUUCAUUACAAUUCUUAGGGAUACAACACCUGGUAAAAUUCGAUUAGAUAAAGAUGGAAGAACACCAAAAAUUAUUUAUAAACUAUCAAAUCAAGAUUGGAAGAGUUCAAUGAUCGCUGCAGAGGCUUCAUUCCGUUCAUUAAUGAAAAUGGGUGCUAAAAAAGCUGCAAUUCCCGUGAAUGGUUUGGAACCAUGCACAUCAAUUGACCAAAUAGAAUCAUAUAUUAAAUCACUCAGAUCAAUUGGUUAUAAACCAAACCAAGCUAUCGUAUUAAGUGCCCACCAAAUGGGUUCUUGCAGAAUGGGUUCAAAUCGUUCAAACUCUGUUGUAAACGAAAAUGGUGAAUCGUGGGAUGUAAAAAGAUUAUUUAUAGCAGACGGAUCUGUUCUUCCCUCAUCUGUUGGUAUUAACCCAAUGAUAACUAUUUAUUCAGUAUCUCAUAUUAUUGCAAAUCAAAUUAUUCAACUAUAUCCACCAACAAAUAUUAAUAUAACUUAUGAAAGAGAAAAUUAA